Molecule: messenger RNA, 9477 nt
Organism: Triplophysa dalaica
Lineage: Eukaryota; Metazoa; Chordata; Actinopteri; Cypriniformes; Nemacheilidae
Gene: aff2
Product: AF4/FMR2 family, member 2
Exons: 21
Coding region: 84-3890 (1268 amino acids)
Biological process (GO): regulation of RNA splicing
Cellular component (GO): nuclear speck; nucleus
Molecular function (GO): G-quadruplex RNA binding
Source: RefSeq, a predicted model, not a curated record
AGCGGAGAGGCAGUGCGAGCUGCGCCGCGCGUCAGUGAGGGACACCACCGCGGCCACCGGCAUCUCACUGAAGCACUGCGAGCAUGGACCUAUUCGAGUUUGACUUCUUCAGGGACUGGGAGCUAGAGCAGCAGUGUCAUUACGAGCAGGACCGCUCGGCGCUGAAGAAGAAGGAAUGGGAGCGGAGGACCCAAGAAGUCCAGCAGGAUGAGGACUUAUUCUCGACCGGUUUUAAUCUGUUUGGCGAGCCGUACAAGACUAACAAAGGAGAUGCCUUGGCCAACCGGGUUCAAAACACGCUUGGGAAUUACGAUGAGAUGAAGGAGCUCCUGACCAGCCAUUCCAACCAGAGUCACCUCGUGGGCAUUCCUAAAAACUCUGUUCCACAGACUCCUGUGGAGAAACCCGAGCAGCCGGGCUUCUUUUCCGAGACUCAGAGGAGUCGAGCUACCCCUUCCCAACCAGCAAGCCACGGCACUUCAAUGCCCCCACCCCCAAAUAACAGCAUGUCGACAUCCAGCAUCGUCCAUGGGCAUCAAGGCGGCAAAAAGUCCCGAUCUUCAGACUGGUCCCGAGGGGCUCACAGUUCAAGCGGCGCUCAGGCUUCUCAAGCUGUCAGCCGGGGAAAACACUCCGGUCAUGAGCAGACAUCAAGCAGACACGAUCAGGACCAAGAGGACUCGAGUCCAAACCCCUGUGGACCUACAACUUCGUCACACUCCAACAGAAAGCAGGCACAGUCCAGCAAAGGCCCAUCCAUGGCCGAGCUUUGCCUCGGAAAGUCUCCCGUUGAGCAGGAUUUGUGCUCCCAUGUAUGCGGCUCUCCGUUGGCUUCCACGUCCCUGCUUCCCAGCGGACUCUCGACGCCAACUUUCCCCCAAGGCCUCCAUUGCAAGCCGAGCAGCGUCGUGCAGCAAAAACCCACUGCCUACGUCAGGCCCAUGGACGGGCAAGACCAGGUUCCCAACGAUUCCCCAGAGCUCAAACCCCCUGUGGAGGUUGUGGAAGGGUACAACGGCGUGCCAUUUGGUGGUCUGCUGGAAAGCAAAAGCAGCACAGCUGGGACCAAGGGAAAACUUCCUAAACUGACACUGCCACAAUCCGGGGAGGUCAGCCUGCCCAGCGACUCCAAUUGUGUGGAGGAAAUUCUGCGGGAGAUGACCCACUCCUGGCCUCCACCUCUCACUGCCAUACACACUCCAGGCAAAGCUGAACAGACCAAGUUUCCCAUCCCUGCAAAGGAUCCACAGCAUGUGACCUCAGGAUACAAUGGAAAGCGCUGCAACGUUCCUGGUAACAAACCUGCAACCAAGCCUGCGCCGCAGAAGUCAAUGCUUGAGGAUGAUUUGAAAAUCAGCAGUGAUGAAGAGGACACAGAACAGGCCACUGAGAAGACCAAGCCCAGGAGCGCUGCGCUCAACAACCCUGAAGCCCCUGCACGGACCACCGAGCCCACCGGUCACUCUAGCGGCGCAUCGGGGAGCUCCAGCGAAUCAGAGAGCAGUUCAGAGUCUGACUCGGACAGUGAGAGCAGUUCCAGCGAGAGUGAAUGCAACCGGGCUUCCCGUGCCGCCACGCCAGAGCCUGAGCCUCCUUCAACCAACAAAUGGCAACUGGAUAAGUGGCUAAACAAAGUUAAUCCCCACAAUAAAGCACUAAUAAACACCCAGUCAGAUAGACAUGGGCUUAACAGCUCACAGCCCGACAAAGGCCAAGCCUCAGAGAACCAGAGCUCCAACAAGAGCAAGCCCACCGCAGCACUGGCACCAGCAGACCCCAAGGAGAGAGCUUUGCUCAGCCCGAUCCGAGAGAAGGCAAAACCCAAGACCGGUCAGAAGGCUCCGGAUAGCAAAAGCACCAAGGUAAAAUCACCAGCCACAGUGGAGCUAGCCCCUCCCAGAAAAAGCACUGGCAAGAAGCAGCCAAAAAAGGUGGAACGAUCGUCCAGCAGCGAGGAGCACAAUUGGCCCCGACCGGGAAAUUCAAGUUCCACCCCAAAGGAGAAAGAACCUCCACCUUUAGAUCCUCCCAAACCUAGAGGGAAGGGCCCUGGGGUCAAGACGGCUCCACGGAAGGAACCUCGGACCACAACAUCAAACACUGCACCUACCAACAUUACACCAGUUCCAGAUAAGAAGAAGCACAGGGGACCCAACAAGAUCAUUCCCAAGUCCAAGGAGUUCAUAGAAACUGAGUCUUCUUCAUCUGAGUGUCACUCAGACCCUGAGGAGCUGUCCAAGGUCCAGCUUCCCUGCCCCGUUCCCAACACCCUAAACCUGAAAUCCAAGGAUUGCAACAGUAAUAUCUUGAGUGUUAGUAGCCUUACCAGUACAAGCAGCACCUCCAUUCCUGACCCAGGGGCUUCGGAUCUCCUGGAAGAUCCCCUCUUUUCCCCCAUCCCCAUCAUACAGAAUGAACUUUUGUCACCGCUGAGAGACUUUGAGGAUGUCAAGUCCCUUUGGGUUAAGAUCGAACUCAGCUUCCUGUCUCGGAUACCGGGGCAGGAACCACCGGAACCUCCCCCGACCAAAGCCGAGUGUCGGGAGGUCAGUGUGAAACACAGACGGCAACAGUCACCUGCCUCCAUCCCUGCGGAGAAAAACCCUGGUAAAUCAAAGAGGAAACACAAGUCUGAGCACUGUGAUGUGAUAAGUGGAGGCAAAAAGCUCCGGAUGGACAAAGAAGCUCUCCUGCUUCCUCCCUGUAUAUCUCCCAUACACAACUUCAAGAUCUCCAGCACAAAAGAUACGUUAAAGAAGCAGACUCGCAAGCGGGACGAGAAGCUGUUGCCUCCGCUGCUGUCGCCGCUGUCGGAUGAGCCGGUGAACCGCCAGAGAAGGAGCAGUGAAUGCAGCUCCAUCAGUCAGGAGGGAAGCACAUCCACCCUUCCCAGCACCCUGCCCUCCACCCGCACUACAACUGCCUCCACGUGCUCAUCAUCCUCAUCACACAAACAGCGAAAAGGAGAAAACAAAUCUUUCUCCCAUUCCAAGACCAGCAAUGAGGAAGACGGUCACAUCAAGCAGUCCAACAGUUUUCACGGCAACGGUCAGUCAGAAACAGACCUCUGGUUGAACACUUCAGCUCUGUCCAUGGAACACAUGGAGCCAAGACGGCCUAAAAUCACAUUUAAUACCACAGUUCACAAUGCAGAUUACUACAUGCAAGAAGCCAAGAAGCUAAAGCACAAGGCAGAUGCUUUGAUGGAUAAAUUCGGCAAAGCUGUGAAUUACGCCGACGGCGCGCUCUCGUUCAUCGAAUGCGGCAACGCCAUGGAACGAGACCCAUUAGAGGCCAAGUCACCCUACACUAUGUACUCAGAAACAGUCGAGCUCAUCAGGUAUGCGAUGAGAUUAAAGAACUUCACCAGUCAUUCCGCCACAGUAGCUGAGAAGAAGCUUGCUGCAAUGUGCAAUCGUUGUUUGUCACUUCUGUAUUUGCGAAUGUUCAAACUGAAGAAGGAUCACGCAAUGAAGUAUUCGCGCUCGCUGAUGGAGUACUUCAAGAAUUCUGCAAAAAGUUCCCAAGCACCGUCGCCGUGGGGAGCCAACGGAAAGAGCACAGGUACACCGUCUCCCAUGUCCCUGAGCCCAUCUCCCGUCAGGUCCGUCAGUAGUGGUGCCAUAGGUUCGUCCUCCUCCUCUGGAAAUGUGGCUAUUCCCCAACGCAUCCACCACAUGGCAGCCAGUCACGUUAACAUCACCAACAACAUCUUGCGCAGCUAUGAACACUGGGAAACCGCUGACAAGCUGGCCCAGGAAAGUCAAGAGUUCUUUCAGGAGCUGGACUCAGUAAUGGAACCAUUGACGCAGCACAGCAGCAUGACAGAACUGGUGCGCUACCUACGCCAAGGAUUGCACUGGCUCCGGCUGGAGGCCCAUUUGUUAUAGUGCCGGCACUUCCACUGUGCCCUUUCUCUCUCGCUGUCAUUCUCUUUCUCACUCUCUUUCCCACCGCUCAUCACUACCUCCACCGUCUUCGCCAUCGACAACCCUCCGGAUCCCGAGGGUGGUCCACAGUUAACCACUAGCGAGUCUCAGAACUGUGAGUUACUCCCGGGAGGGUGUCCCAUCCUUGCGAGGAGUGCAUCGGGAACGUCGCAGAACCCCGCAGAUAGGAGAACUAGGAGGGACGUACCUGGAAUUGCCGAGUUGUAGCGCUACAAACGUUCAAUCGACUACAUGGAGAGGUUUCACAAGUGUUGCAGUGAGCAAGCUAACCAAGUGACAGAAAACUCAAAUUGUAGCCUCCGUUUUGUGGGUUUGCUUUGUUUGGCUGGUAAAGCCAGAAAUAUACUAAAACAAGUACGCAAACGCAGAGCGUAGCUACUAACACUUUGAAAAUGAAAGUGUCACCUAACUAACCAACUUCUUCAAUAAAAAUUUGACCCAACACAGAUAAAAAUUGUCAUAGAAGCAAAAGAGCGUUUGCGUACCUGUAUGCUGUACGUUUUGGGCUGUAGUUCAGACCCACAGAAGUUAGGCUAUAUUUCCUUAAAAAUGAGCUGUUAACAUAUCUCAUUCCAGAUUUAUUCGACAUCUUCUCAUGUUUUUUUUUUUAAUCCGUCAGGCUUUUGUAAUGACUGUAAGAACCGGCUACACUAGUCAAAUCGGUUCUCUCGGAUGAUGCCGUCGGUCUGUUGUACCGCACUAUGACAGCUGCCAUGCGUACGAUAGGCUUGUUGCUUUCACUCCAAAGCUGCGUUCUCUCAGUGUGGCCGUUCGGAGACUGAUGAGCGAUUUUCCUGUGCAAUUCUUUUCUACAUAUGCACAUAUGACAGAUUGAUACUUCUGCAAGCGGCAUCGGAGACCCUUUUUUCCAAUAUGUACCAUAAUGACUGUGUUGUAUAUGACAGCUACUUUAACUGUUCGGUGUUUGUUCAAUCUUGCAUGUUAAUGCGGAGAGCUCGAGGUAGAACUGAGAGACAUGGGCACGUUUCACGAGCACUGCGACGAAUCGAUGUGUUUUGUGCACGUUUUUGCUUUUCAUCGACUUGAUCACAAUUACCAUUAGGUCCUUAUCCAUGGAGAGUUUAUUAGCGCUUGGAUUUUAACAUCGCGCUUUUCUAGCUCCAGAGACGCUCCCGAAUGAAACGAGCGUUUUUGGUCUUUGAACUUUUUUAAGAUCAAAUGUUCAUUUCUCAUGCAUAAACUCUUUGGUGAUGAAUUUAAUGUUAAAUCGGAGAAAUGUUUCUCCGCGUGAGUGUAGGUGUUUGAGAAUGUGUGUGCGUGGAGCAGAUUUUGGGUUCAUUGUAUUGCAUAUAGCUUCAAGCGUCUGUCGAUCUAUCACGUGAAUGUCAGACUGUGAGAGUGACAGAGAGGAUGAUGUAUGUGUGUGAAAUGGACAUUUCACUAAGAUUACUCAAAAGUGCCUGCGUAUCCAAUGGAAAUUUAUUAGAGUCUAUAUUUAAGAAUGAAUCUGAAUGAUUUUCCAUACCAUAUUGGUAUAGCCAAUGUUUCUGUUUUCAUAACAUGAUUAUUUAUUUAUUUUCUUUGUAAAAUGGUGUUAUCUGUUUUGGCUUUAUUGUUCAACUUUGUAAAAAGUGCAUUUCAGAAAUUCAUUUUCUGCUCUGAUGAUGAUAGAAAACGACCUAAAACUCGUCUUACAGUAGUACGCUUUACCGCUGAACAUGCUUUCCUCAUUAGCUCCUUACAAAAAUUUCACAUACCGUAGCGAGAAGUGUUUGCCGUUCAAUAAAUCGCUCGUUGUGCAAUACACACUGUAGCACGGCAAGGAUGAAUAGCAAUACUUUAUGAUAAAUACUCCAAUCAUCCAGCAAGUAUCAUAUCCUCCAAAUGAACCGCGAAACAAAUAAAUCAAAGCAAGUUUUUGUUGGAAGCCAUUAUUCCCUUUAUGGACUUCCUUUGAUGCAAGACAAAAAGUAACUUUAUGCAAGAAAAUCACAUUUUCUUUCCCAUUAUAAUGUUACCAGCUGUUGUCUUACUAGUGUGGAGUCAGUUUCUAGAAUUUGUUUGCCUUCUGCAGCAUCUGCUGUCGUGAAUGUUUGAGUCGUGCCAGUCUGGCGGUGAAAUCUGUGCCCCUCUGGCAGCACUGACUCACACUCAGUCAAGUAAACAACCUGCUCUGCCUAUUAGAUGCACCUCUAAUGCCCUCGGUUUGUCUUGCUAUAAAAAACAAAACAUUAAUAUACUUUCUAAAACAUUUCUCUGACUUUAUACUGUAUGCUGCUCCUAACUUGGGUAUAAAGCUCAUAUGCUGAAAGAACUAAUAAAUAAAGCAAUGUAAUAAGGCUCGGUGCCAUAGGUGACACCAGCAGACAAUAUGUACCGUAGAUUUAUAAACGAUUUUCAUUUGAAGGUGGAAACGUUGCUGAUACGUUCACUACAAUGGUCACAAAUAUUUAUGUCUAUUUAUGUACGGCAUCAAAUAUUCUGGAAAAGGAUGUCGGGUGUGCAUUUAAUACAGACCAAACCAGACCAUAAUACAUAUUUACACCAUUGUUAUUCAGGGUUUAGUUUAGAAAGGCAACCGCAGGUCAUUACUAAAAAUAAUAAUAUUUACAAAUUAUACAAAUGUUAUGCAGAUGUAUGAUCAGAUGUACAAAGAGUGCGAUUCAUUUUCCAGUUCAUACACUCUCAAAAAUAAGGAUAUACAAGAACAAAGAUCCAUUCAAAGGAUCUUAAAAACAUUUAUAACAUUGUCCAUAGAACAGUUCUCACUACAAAGAAUGUUUUGUGAAACAGAAAGGUUAUGCGGGUGUUAAACAAAGCAAUAAGCCCCAAGAGGCCGUGGUUUACAGGGAUUUUAUAACAGCUAAUGGGCAUUAUUUAAAUGACAGCAAAUCAAAUCUAAACAUCUUGCAAUGGCCAAACAAUGUAGUUCCUCGGAAAUGACAAAGCGCUUGCCAAUAACACAGAUACAGCAACAUAUUGGCGCAGUGAUACUUGUGUAACACGGUCAGCUUUAUGUUUCUGGCAAUUUUACAACAGCCACACAACCAAUCAGAAUCAAACAUCAGAUUUAACCAUUUUAUAAUGUUCUGUGUGGAACCGUUUAUGGUUCUUGACAUCAAUAUGCACCUUUAUUUUCAGAGUGUAGCAUUCAUUGGGCUUAAAGAGGAACAAAAACAUUACUGCCAAAGUAAGCCAAAGAAAAGUAAAUAGCAUUAGCUAGCGAGUAAAAGGUAUGUAGAAGAACCUUUACUUGCUUACACGGCCCAUAAAAUUAAUAUACACAAUAAAAUUCAACCAAUUGCUUAUUUAAUACAAUAACAUAGUAAUAUAAAUGAAAUAUUAAUAAUAAUAUUGUAUUAUUAGCCAAUAGCCAGACCAAUCAACAAACACACACCAGAAGUUAACUUGGGGGCAGACGCAUGUCCCCGUCUACAAUAAAAAUAAGAUACAAUUGUUUAUCUGGUAGUUGAAGUGUUAAAAAUGUUGAAAUUACCUUUAUUUACCAUGUAUGGGUUGGGGCUGUUACAUCAUAAUUAAAAGAGUGUAUUAGCAAAACAGGACUCAUAAAGUUUUAAGAAUGUUUGAAACUUGAGUAAAGGUAUAAAAAAUAUAGUGGUUGUUCCUCAUAUUGGCCUUUUCAGCGUGUAAUGUGUGUUGCAUUGUAAUGUACCCAUUUAAGCCAACCGUUUGAAACGGAUGAUCAUUUAACCAGGGCUAUAACCAUAACCAUGCCAUUCCCAAAGACAUUUGCUUCAAUUCCAUUCAGACCUCUUUCCUCAAAGCUCGAAGGUGUUUAUUUUGAAAUAAUGGCAAUGCGGUUAGCAAUUAACCCGACUCGCUUUCCGAUGUAGCAUAAGGUCCCUUUGAUUCUUUGUGUUUCUCAAUAGGCUUUAGUACGGUGGAAAAAGCCUAUCAGGAAGAACAAUCUCCAAUUAAAGCGGGCUCAGCUGGAGGCUUUUUUAUUUGCUCUGCGAAUUAAACAUGUAAAUAGCUAUUUGUUACCACAUCAUGUUAGUCAAUUAAAGAUCGCCCAAUUCCCACGCUGAUGAAGAGUCGGCAUGUACAGCGCUGUACAUUGGAAGAAGGCUCCUCGGAACACAAUACAUCAAAUAAAUAGGCUUGAUUCGUAUUAAACAUGGGCACUUCUCUGUUUAUAUGAUUAAAACAUCACCAAAAACAGAAUGAACUGUAAGUUGAGUGAACUUAGGCCGUACUGUUGCCGUAUUUAUUCAAUUGCGCGUUACCAAGUCAGUUUCUAACGUCAUCAGAGAUUUCAAUAUUAAAUACCUUAUUUCAAUGCCUUGUUACCAAUGUAGACUGUAAAGAAUCAAAGAGCAUUUAUUCACAGUCUCGUCCAGUUUGUGUUUCUCUGUGCAGUAUCGAGUUGUGCUCUAUGAUUUGUCUUUUUGAGAUUGUAAUCAUGUCAAGGCAUUGCAUUUGACCCCGAACCAUCCACAGCUUUGAAUCAAUGAAAAUAUGCAACAUCUCAUCACUUCCAAGGCUAUCAGCUUUCCUGCUAUUUCAGUUUGACAUUUAACGUCUGGUUUUUGAAUCCGAGUGGACAGUAUAGUAACACUACGAUGGAUUCACUCAACAAGGCAAUACUUCUUACUUAAAGUGGAUUGUUGGAAGCCAUCGAAGUAACCAAAUGAAGGCAAUGAGUUGCAGCAUGGUGCGUUGAAAAAGAUGCAUAUGCCUCAGCUUGUAGGGGUGACUAUACUGGCGAAAAAUCUAAAACUGAAAUUGGAGCGACGUCCCAAAGACACGUUAAUCUCGAUUGAGCCUUAUAGGAAAUGAUGUCAUUUCCAUUUCCUGUGGUUUCAGCAGCCAUCAUAUUGUUAUUUAAGAAAAGUUCCAAGGUUUCGAUAAAAUAUGCAAACCGUUUUAUGUGGAUAAAAAUAAUGGCGAAGACAAAAAUUUCGUACGAGUUUUAAUGCUGCAUGACUCUUUCUACAAGCAACAAUGUCAUAAUCAAAGUUGCAUUGAAUUAAUAAUCGAUUUCAGAGACGUCAGUAUUGUUAUAUGUUGUAGACAUAUUUAAACAGAAAGCAGUUCUGUGAAACUUGCGCUUUAUAGAAAUGCCUCAAUGCUACCUAUUGCCUAAAAGGAUGUUGGCUUGAGAAUGAGACGGAUUUCUACUUCGAGUAAAAAGCCUUUAUCUUAUGAAGGUACUGGCUGUGAAGGACGGACAAGGUUGUACACAUUAAUUGCAAUGACAGAAGAUUUCAAUGUUCUGGCAUGCUGUAGAUCUGUAGGUUUUUCGGUUCGGUUCGGUUGUUAUUUUUGUACAGAGCAGGUAACCUGCAAUGCUUUGAAUUUAUACAUUGUAUAGUUGUAUGGGUUCAUUUUCAAAUGCGUUAUGUUUCGAAAAAACCUUCCUGCCUGGUUAGCUUUGUAUUUCAAAUGUGUUGCACAAGUCCAGCAAAUUUUUUUAUUCUUCUUUUUUGGCUAUUGUAUGUUUAUUUUAUAAUAAAACUGUCAUACGUAUUGAACAAAAUUGAGAUGUAGUUAUGUUGUUUUUAAAUGUUUAAUGUCUGUAUAAAAAUGAUGAAUAAAAAUGGUA